UGUGUGUGUGUGUGUGUGUGUGUGUGUGUGUGUGUGUGUGUGUGUGUGUGUGGGGCCCUGUUCUCCCUGCUUUGUCUGAACCCCCUAUAGUUUAGCAGUUUUUGUAUGAACCCUGUUGCAGUACGUUGAAUGUGUUUAGGUGAAGGUGUCUGUUGCUGCAGUUCCUCACGAAGUGAUACCAGUAAGUGAGGUGUCGCCCCCCCAGUGUCACUCCCCGCAGCACCGCUGCUGCCUGUCUCUCUGUUCCUUGCUGGCAAUACUGCGGCCGCUCCUGUUCCCCCCCACUGCUUCCUGUCGCCAUAGCAGCGCUGGAGCUGGAGCUGCACGUGGUGACUGAGUGAAGCCCUCAGUCGUCGCUAACAGAACCGCCCUCCUUCAUCGCUGAGCAAAGGGAUGUGCAGAGAGGAGCAGCGAUGGGUUUCCAUCGUCCCUCUCGUUUGCUUGCUCGCUCCUCCCUUCCUUCUCCCCGCCUUCGAUGCAGUGCGUUAAAAAAAAAGUCCAGCGCGUGUGGGAUCCCGACCCCCUCCUGCCUGCGUCACCCCAGGUCCCGGCUGCCAGACUGCAGCUGCGUGUCUGCGUUUCCACAAGGGUUCAGAUGCUUGUAAAAUCCAUGGCUGAGGAGGACAUGGUACUUUUACUGUGGUACAGACACUUGCAUGUGAGUAUAAAAUGCACUGAAGGGUCCCUGUGGCAGGUGAUCGCUGUCCCAUGUGAGCACAGAGAUUUGGGGGGAAAUUGUCUUGUGAUAUUGACACUUAUUAAUUUCUCAGAUACUUUUUAAUGAGCUGAAAAGGAUCAGAAAACAAAUAUUUGUCAGCAGACAAAACUGUGGAAACGAAGUGCCGACCGUGCAACAACUUUUAAAUGAUUUAAUCACACUCUCACGCACACACAAGCCUGGCACUGUCAAGGGCCGGAGGUUUUGAGACCCUUUUGAAAGACUGUGGGACUCUGCAGUCCUGAGGGGGGAAGGGAUUUUUUCUGCUGUAUCAGCCAAUGUUUUACAGUAUUGAUCAUUGGCUGAUUUUGCCCCCCCACCCCCUUGCCCCCCCUGCAGGCACAAGGCCCUCCUUAAGUGCUGAUGGGAUGGACAGGAUGAAGGUGCUCAAGCGGCGGCUGUCCAUGAAGCUUCGUGGCGCCGGGCAAUCGGACGAGCCGCUGGACGAGCGGGAGGAGCCGGCUCUUCCCGAGGAGCCUCUUGUUCCCCGCACACAGGAUGUGCUGGCUGACCCCGCCCUUCACCCUGCCCUUCGCUCCGCCCUCCACCAGGCCUCCCACAGUGCACCUUCCUUCCUGCGCCAGUAUGCAGGACAGCUGGGCCGCACUGGCCUGCGCCGGGACCCCAGGGGUGCACUGGAGCGCCCCCACUUGGCGCUGCACAGGACCGGAUCUCUCGGUGUCGUCCAUGAGAACAGCAGGGUCACUGCGAUGGGUGCUGACGGGGAGAGUGACCAGGCAUCUGCCGCUUCCUCUGAUGAAGCCCAGAGUCCAGUCCGGGUGCGACUAAGGAAUGGAAACCACCGGCGCAUCACAGAGGAUAUCAACAAGCGCCUCUCCCUGCCGGCGGACAUCCGGCUGCCUGAGGGAUACCUCGAGAAGUUUGCCAUGAGCGGCCCUCCUUUCGCCAGGCCCAUGAGCCGUCGCCUGCGCCGCGUCUCCCUGUCCGAGAUCGGUUUCGGGAAGCUGGAGACCUACGUCAAGCUGGACAAAGUGGGCGAGGGCACCUACGCCACCGUAUAUAAGGGCCGCAGCAAACUCACCGACAACCUGGUGGCUCUCAAAGAAAUACGGCUGGAGCACGAGGAGGGAGCCCCCUGCACCGCGAUCCGGGAGGUGUCGCUCCUGAAGGACCUGAAACACGCCAACAUCGUCACCCUCCACGAUAUCAUUCACACGGACAAGUGUCUGACGCUGGUCUUCGAGUACCUGGAACAGGACCUGAAACAGUACAUGGACGACUGUGGGAACAUGCUAGAUGUGCACAAUGUCAAGAUCUUCCUGUUCCAGCUGCUGCGGGGCCUCGCCUACUGUCACCAGAGGAAGGUGCUGCACCGGGACCUCAAACCCCAGAAUCUGCUCAUCAACCACAAAGGGGAGCUCAAGCUGGCCGACUUUGGCCUGGCGCGCGCCAAAUCGGUCCCCACCAAGACGUACUCCAACGAGGUUGUGACACUGUGGUACCGCCCCCCCGACGUUCUGCUGGGCUCCACGGACUACUCCACACCCAUCGAUAUGUGGGGUGUGGGGUGUAUAUUCUACGAGAUGAUAACAGGAAGACCAAUGUUCCCUGGAUCUACGGUGGAAGAUCAGCUUCACUUAAUAUUCCGUAUCCUUGGUUCCCCUACAGAACUGACCUGGCCAGGAAUCAGCCGCUGUGAGGAACUAAAAGCAUACAGGUUCCCUCAUUACACUGCAGAGCCCCUGGUCCACCACGCCCCCAGGAUUAACAGCGAGGGGAUCGACCUCCUGUCCCAGCUCCUCCAGUUCUCGGUGAAGAGCCGCAUCUCGGCCGAAGGAGGCCUGCAACACCCCUACUUCUGCAGCCUGGGAAAGGAGGUGCAGACGCUGCCUGACACUGCCUCCAUUUUUUCAGUGAAGAACAUUCAGCUCCGCAGGGACCCGGGGAGGAAGCGUCCAGUGCGCCGCUCUCAGGCAGCGGACUCUGCGGUGGGCCCCGUGCCGUGGGAGUAUGUCCAGAGAGGGGGCUCGAGAGUGGGAAGUCCACCCUACAUCACUGCCUCCUCUUCCACAAGCUGAAAAGGCUCCGCCCACUCUGGCCAGGCGCGGAGCCAUCGGCAGAGUGUGCUACUGUUGGGGUGAACUGGGACUGCACCCCCACCCCAAGUCAAUGCGCGAGGAAGAGGGAAGGAGCCGCAGCUGCAGAUGCCCCGUCCCUCGAGGAAUUAUGUUUGUUCCGCAUUCAUCCAUCUACGCAAUCAGUCGCUCAUGGGAAUCUUGAUUUGUGGACGUGGAGCCGCUGCACGGGAUCAUUUCACGUGGGUGUCCAUGCAGAGUCUUCCAGAGGUUUGAGUCACAACUAAUGAACAAGGAGAGGGAAGCAAAUGCUGGUGCUCACAGUGCUCAGGAGGAACUGUGUGUGUGUGUGUGUGUGUGUGUGUGUGUGUGUGUGUGUGUGUGUGUGUGUGUGUGUGUGUGUGUACCUCGUCCUUAUGGCUCUCAGUGUGUGCGCCCGUGUGGUUCUCUAAUCCUCAAAGGUCACACACAAACUUGUCCCCCUCCCAAGUGUCCUCGGCUCUUCAGCAGGGCUUCCAAUCUCCAGCCGUAAAUCAGCGCACCUGUUCCCUCGCACCUGGAGCCUUCGCUCAGUGGCGAAUGGGGAGGGGUGGCACUCUCGGAAACACAGGUCAUGGAGAGGUCACACAGAGGUCGUCCACCAACAUGCCGUACUGUUGGCACCACUUUUACCAUGUUCUGGUGCGCUGUGGUGGAGGAAUGAGUCGGGAUCCAGCUUCACUGAGUGGAAGACAUUUCUCCAGGGCACUCAAUAUUUGGACCUUUUUCUGCUAUGCAGUGGAGUUUUUUGGUCCUCUGGAGUGCAUUCAGUGUCAUAAGUUAUUACUUUUGCUUUCCUUCUGACACCGGUGCACCUUAAACUUGUGUUCCAAACCUUUUCCCUCAUGCGCCCUACUGAGACUCCAUUUAUACACGGUAAUUACGGACUCCGUAUAUAACUUUCAUAAGAGCUAAGCAGCAGCCAAAUAUUGCACAUGUGACUUUUAUGAGAAAUAAAAAAGCUUGAGUGCGCUGGUGUGGUCAAAGCGACGUGGCCCCUGUUGAGCACCUGCUGUGCUUCAUACUGCGCUAGUACCUUCGCCUUCCUAUGCUGCUUGGCAGAAGGCUGAUGUAGAAUUACACUAAUAGCGGUAUCACUGUCUUAUAACGCUAGUGCGAGAAGUAUAGCUGUGACUGGACACAAGAUCCCUUAACGCCGUGUGAGCCAAGCGUACACUGCAGUGCAGCAUGCCGCUAGAAGCAGUGUUUGCAACAUUAUCAGCUCUCACAGGUCGUCUGAUCGCCACUCUUCUGGAAGCAUUUUGAUAUUCUCAUACUUUUUUGUAGUUAUGUACUCUUGUACUUAUACACUAAAUCACCGCUUUGCUUGCAUGUCACUUCAAAGGCACUAAUCUGAGAUCAGUGGUGAACCCAGCACUUCCAAAGCUCAGGAACUGGUUUUUCUGUUGUAAUCUGUGCAUUUAUUGUUCUGAAUCCAUGACAUCAUUUCCGUUUGUUUGUGAGAAAAGGACGAGUUGUGAGUAGACCUUGAGAAUAUAGUAAAACUGUUAGGUUUGACAUGGCAGGAUUAGGUCCUGUCUGGAUAUUUUACAACGCCAGGUUACCUCAGAAAAACAAAAUAUGCAGAACUGACAAUGUGAGCUGAAUGAAAUCCACUCUGCUGAAAUGUGUAGGGCUGAACUCCUUAUGCCAUGUCAGACAGUGAACUGCCUGGCUGAAGAAAAACUUGAAUCGCUUUGAGUUGAAUAACCGACUUUUGGGUCCAACACCAGGAAGCGUCUUGAAUCUCGCACUUUAAGUCCAGUCCACUAGUCGUAAUGACUCAUCUUAAAAAGUACAACAGCCUAUCGUGUAGCGAACAGUGGAGUUGUGUAUUUUCAAAGAUGGAAGCAUUUUCCAGUUUAUUUUUGACUGCAUAUUUGUCACUUAUCUGUCUUCUAAAUGUUCUGUUUACGAAGGGAAACCAGCGUAUGAUGCAACCUGUGUUUACCCUCCGUGCCGAUAGAUGGCAGUAAAGAGGCCCUUAUGCAAUACGAGGGUGGGUCAAAUGGCAAUAAAAAACAUCGAAGCAGAGCAGUGUGGGACCCCCUGAGUGCAACCCACUUCCCAAGUGCAUACAUCUCGUGGGAGAACCCUAAUGCUGUCCCUAACCCUGAGUUGUAGUGAUCAAGAUGAGAGGCGUUGGAGACAGAGUAUUUUUAUUUCUGCUCAUUUUACAUAGUUUUCAUGUAAUGAAGCCUGGAGUAAAUGGUUCCAAGCCAUUUAUUCCAAGUUUCAUUAAAUGAAAACUAUUUUAAAAUUUAUUACAGCUAAAUGAGAGAUUUCUGCAAAAUCUAACCUGCAUAUAAAUGGAGGAUUGUGUAUUUUUAAGGUGUCAUUGAUUGUGACUGGGUGGUUAAUUUGAUUCUGGAGUUCCGACUGAAACGAGUUAGAAACAGACUUCCGGGCUCAGUAACGUUUGUCAGUUGAGGAGUUGGCAGCGUGCUGAGUGCCUGGCAUUCUGCUGCUUCUUUCCCCACCAGUUUCUGUGUGACGUUACCUUGAUUUUAGGGCCCCAUGGCGU
Messenger RNA from Scleropages formosus (Asian bonytongue), 5317 nucleotides. Its product is annotated as cyclin-dependent kinase 16-like. The record is from RefSeq and is a predicted model, not a curated record. Gene Ontology annotation, molecular function: cyclin-dependent protein serine/threonine kinase activity; ATP binding. Bases 997 to 2757 code for a protein of 586 amino acids. Gene Ontology annotation, cellular component: nucleus; cytoplasm. Gene Ontology annotation, biological process: protein phosphorylation. The transcript is spliced from 17 exons. Lineage: Eukaryota; Metazoa; Chordata; Actinopteri; Osteoglossiformes; Osteoglossidae.